Messenger RNA from Saccostrea cuccullata (small rock oyster), 2055 nucleotides. RefSeq lists its product as uncharacterized. The coding region runs from base 110 to 1660 and encodes 516 amino acids. The transcript is spliced from 5 exons. The record is from RefSeq and is a predicted model, not a curated record. Gene Ontology annotation, molecular function: protein binding. NCBI's taxonomy places the organism in Eukaryota, Metazoa, Mollusca, Bivalvia, Ostreida, Ostreidae.
AAAAUUUAGCACACCUGCACCGACUUAUGUAAACAAAAGCGUAUUACUUCCUGUUUCACCUUGAUUUAAGUUUAACUUUAUUGGAAUAUCUUCCUACAGACGACCUAUAAUGCAACCAGACAUCACAACGUGUAUCUAUAACGAAAAAGAAGAACUUCCACUUCCGGAGUUUCACCGGAAGUACACAAACAAGUUUCCGAUGCUGGCUAUUGUUGUUGGAGGACACUACGGACCCACGAAAUGGGACGACCUUCCAAGUGACAUCGUAAUGAGAAUCGACAGGGAAUUCAGACAACAGAGAGUUCUGGCGAAGGAUCCCAGAGCUUACCGUGACCAGUAUCUGAGUAUUCCUGUCAACGGUCCUUACAGAUUCCACGUUGUCAAAUCCCUCAAAGAGAAAAGUGAGGAUCAAACUCUAACAGAAAUUUUGGAGAAGAAUCCUCUGCCCUUUUUGGUCCAGUUUUCUCUGAGGGGAGAGGUUCCGAAGGAGGGGAGAGGGGGACCGGAUGGAGGGUUGAUCAGUUUUCUUAUAGAAUACCGUUACGAGGAAAUUUACCUACAGGGAAAUUUCUAUUCCAACGGCGCUAUCGCAAAAGACAGUGCUUCCGUGACAUUGUGUCCACUCAUUACUAUGGCUCCUGUUUAUGGAUUGAAAGAAAAGACAGAAGAGGAGUAUAAUCAAUAUCUACAACGAAUGACGGACUACGUAAACAAAAAGAGUACAUUUGGCGAGGAAACAUGCAAUAGAGGUAUAAAGGUUUUAGAAUCAUCUGAUCCAGAAAUCGCCAAUAUUAUCCCCCCAAAACCCGAAAUAAACAGAGGACCACCUCCAGCACUCCCGAAAAGGAGAGGAUCCGAUGACAAAAACGAGCAGAAGCGGAAACCCGCAAACACUGGAAAUUUUGCUCGCCUUCCAGGUCGACAGAGUGCUCCGAAAAGUCAGGCAUCUGGCAUUGGGGAAGUUCAAUCGAAUGUUAAAGUUGCUAAAAUUCCCCCCAAACCGAAACCAAAACCGAAAAUAAACCCUGUCGCUACCAAGGAAUUUUCUGCCAAUGACAGUGAUGAUGAAAUAUAUGGCGAUGAUUAUGAAGUGAUAGAUGAAGACAUCAAACUGAAUCUUCCCACUCUCCCAGCUGAUAAAGGGCCUGGUUACGCAAAUGAUAUUCUGUGUCAAGUGCGACCGUACCAGGAAGCAAAAACAGAAGAUCCCGAUGACGAGAGUGAUGAGUAUGAAGAAAUUAUAGAAAAACUUCCGACUCCAGAGAAAAACAUAAAACAGGUCGCCUCCGUCCGAGCUGUACCUGAUUAUAAACAGAUAAACACUCUCAAGUCGGAUUCAGAAUGUGAGUACGCUGAACCAGAGCUUGAUGACGUGGCAGAGGAAGAAGCUCACUCGAACAUUAGUUUUAGUGUUCAACCAACAGAGGACAAGGGUCAAGCAAGGUCAAACCAUGUGUCAGGAAAAACCAUCAAAGAACUAGGGGAAAUUCUGAUGAAAUUAAAGCUCGAUAAAUACGUAGAACGAUUUUCUGAGGAUUUGAUAGACGGUGAAAUUAUCCAAGAUCUUACUGUACAAGACUUAAAAGAAGAUUAUAACUUUACAAAGACAGAGGCCUUAAGGUUGAGAAAAUUUAUUGAACUUGGUCACGUCCCUAUAUGAUUUGUCUCUCCAAGAUCUGAAAAACAGAGCCAUCCAUGCCAAAGAAGAUUCCCUUAUUAUCGACAUGAUUUGCUUUUAUUCAAUAUGAAAUCGUGUAUAAUGAUUUCCGUAAUGCUACAUUGAUACACAUUUUCGUUUGCAAUAUUUUAGUGUUUAAUUUGCAUAUUGUAUUUGCAAAUUGGGAUGUAAAGGUUAUGCUUUUAAGAUUUGUAGCAAUAAAGAUAUUGUAUUGGCUUUUACUUCACAUUAAAAAAAAAACAAUAGUUUCGAAGACACAACAGACUAAUGGCGAUAUCAUUUGACAAGUACUUUUAAUUCAGCAUAUCUGUUUUAUUGCUUUAUAAGUUAUGAUUUCAGUGGAAAAUACUGAGUAUUAAAAAUGCCUUUCAAUUUUA